AAGGCAAACUGAAAGAAAUCACAAACUUACCAGCCCUAAAUCCUAAAAACUUCGAGCAUCCCAAAAACCCAACUCCAUACAACAAAACCUCAUAGCUGCUUUUGAUUGAUCAUGGACCAUGGAAACAUUCAAUAAAUCUUCGUCAAUUUCAUCUGGCUACGAUCGUGCUUGAAUAGCUUGGGUUAUUCCGUGUGUUUUGUAGUCAUAUGGGUAAGAAUAAGGGGGGGAGGCCGGGUCCUUUCAGGAAACGACCUGGGCCUCCUGGCGUCCAAUUUGAGAGAAAUGGGGGUGGCUUCAAAAGAAGUAAAAGGUUUGAUUCUGGUUUUGAACAAGAUUUUGCAAUUCCAAGUGGGGAGGAAGAGACAGUAUAUCGGCUUCUUUGUCCGAUCAGAAAGAUUGGUAGUGUUAUAGGAAAGGGUGGAGGCAUAAUUAAGGCUAUGAGAGAAGAGACAGGAGCGAAGAUUAAGGUUGAUGAAGCUAUUGCUGGGUCUGAUGAGAGAGUAAUUAUUAUUUUUAGCCCUGCGGCAAAAAAACCUAGGGCCCUUGAUACUACGGAGGAGCGAGAUAAUCCUGAGAAUGAUGUUCAUGUUGAAAAAGAACUUGAGGAAAUGGAGCCACAUUGUUCAGCCCAAGAUGCUCUAUUGAAAGUUCAUCAGAGGAUUGCUGAAGACGAUGAGCUAUAUGGUGGCAAGGAGCAUGACGAAAAUAAUGAGGACGAUGUUGUUAUGGCGCGCCUUCUUGUUCCAAGCAAUCAAGUAGGGUGUCUCUUAGGUAAAGGCGGGCAUAUAAUUCAGAAGUUGAGAACUGAUACUGGUGCAAAUAUUCGUAUUCUCCCUACAGACCACCUUCCAACUUGUGCAAUGCCUACUGAUGAAUUAGUGCAGAUAUCUGGAAUAUCAGCUAUAGCAAAGAGGGCUCUUUACGACAUUUCAACUAUGCUGCACCAGAAUCCGCGCCCGCCAAUGAAUACUGGUGGGGUCGGUUUUUACCCCCCUGGUCCUCCCAUGGGAAAUAUGAUGCCACAAGGGAACCCACCAUGGUCUCAACGGAAUGCUGGGCCACAUGGUCCUCCACCGCUGCCUUGGGAUGGGGGAUAUGGGAAGGAACCAUCUGGGUUUGGACGAGGUGGUUUCAGUGGCAUGUCCUCAGGAAAUAAUGGAAUAGCGUCAGAUGAGUUUUCCAUGAAAAUUUUGUGCUCGUCUGAUAAAAUUGGUGGGGUUAUUGGCAAGGGAGGCACUAAUGUAAAGCAGGUCCAACAAGAAACAGGGGCUAGCAUUCAUGUAUUAGAUACAUCACCAGAUGCAGAUGAACGUGUGAUUCUUGUCUCAUCAAUAGAAGCUGCGUGGGACCCAAGAUCACCAACUAUUGAAGCUAUUCUUCAUCUUCAAAGUAAGACGAACGAAAUGUCUGAGAAAGGUAAUUUUACGACGAGACUUCUUGUUCCAUCAAGCAAGGUCGGAUGCCUCCUUGGGCAAGGAGGUCAUAUAAUUACUGACAUGAGAAGGCGAAGCAGAGCGGAUAUACGUAUCAUCUCCAAGGAUGGGAAGCCUAAUUGUGCAUCUCCAGAUGAAGAGCUUGUACAGAUAUCUGGAAAUAUGAAUGUUGCUAGAGAUGCAUUGUCGGAAAUUGCAUCAAGACUUAGAGCUAGAAGUCUUGAAGGUACACGUGCAUCUGCUGAACCUGUUCCUCCUGCAAGGCCUUCCAACAGAUUUGGUCCUUCAGAGAGCUUCUUUGAAAGAGGACCACCACCAUCUGGCAGGAUAGGAUCUGGAAGUUCUGGUGGAUAUGGACAUGCUCAGGUCGCUGCACACGAAUAUGACAAUUAUCCAGUCCGUCCGCCUGCUACAGCUGGAUACCCAAACAUAAGCCACUCUAUGGAGAUCAAGAUUCCAAAUGCUGCAGUUAGUGCUGUCCUUGCUGCUGGGGGAAGCAACAUUACUAAUAUUGGCCAGAUGUCAGGAGCUAAAGUGAAGUUGAAUGACCAGUCGGGUGGUUCGGAAUGUGUUGUUGAGAUCCAGGGGUCUUCCGAGCAAAUGGAUGCAGCACAAAAUCUUCUUCAAGCCUACAUUGCAUCUGCCAUACAAAGCCUCAGUUCUCACCAGCAUCAAGUCCCUCAUCAACAAGGUGGCACCCCUUAUCAACAAGCCCCUGUACAAGCCUCCCAGCAAGGUGGUACUUACCAACAAGCUUCUCAGCAAGGCGGGCCUUAUCAGCAAGCCUCUCAACAAAGUGCGCCUUACCAGCAAACGUCGCACCCAGGCGGGUCUUACCAGCGAACGUCGCACCCAGGCGGGUCUUACCAGCAAACGUCACAGCAAGGCGGGUCUUACCAACAACAAACCUCACAGCAAGGCGGGUCUUACCAGCAAUCGCAAGGUGGGCAUUACCAACCAGUUUCACAGCAAGCCGGGCAUUACCAACAAGCCUCACAGCUAAGCCCUAUACAAGGUCACUACCAACAAGCGCCACAAUCAAACCCUAAUCAAGGCUCUUACGAGCAAGCCUCGCAGUUAAGCCCGAUUCAAGUCCCAUACCAACAAACCUCUCAACAGCUGAGCCCUAUUCAUGGCACUUAUCAACCAGCCUCACAACUAAGCCCUAUACCGGGCUCUUACCAACAAGCUCCUCAGCAAGGUUCUUUGCAACAAGUGACUUACCAGCAAGGCCCUUUCAAAUACUAAGUUUGUCUUAGGCGAUUUUUGUAACAUAUGAUAUCCAGAAUCAGUGGCAGACCACAUAGGUACCACCAGCAGAGGCAGUUACAUGAACAGUUCCGAACAUUCUUCAAUUUUCGUGGAACUUCAGGUAUCAUAUCUUAUUAUGAAACACCCAUCCUAAUGAAAAUUUAUGACAUGGGGUUGAAGCUUUAUGACGAUAAUUAUGUACUUAUAUUUUUUUGGAGAUUCGCCUAGGAAGGAAAAGGAAAUCAACAGUGAGUUACACCCAUUCUGAGAAUAUGAAGCAGGGUGUUCUAGGACUAUAGUGAAUCGGUUUCCUAGGUCAGUUUCAAAGGUGUCCAUGUAACAUUUAGCUUUUCAAUUUAUAUUGUAGUCAUUUCUAUUUCCCUUCAUCAGAUUGGUUGUUUGUUUUUGUGAACUUUGAGCUGUCUGAGCAGUUUAUUUGACUAAGAAAGAAAAUGGCUUCAGUUGUCUUGGCUGAGGGUUACUCUGAA
Molecule: messenger RNA, 3172 nt
Organism: Papaver somniferum (opium poppy)
Lineage: Eukaryota; Viridiplantae; Streptophyta; Magnoliopsida; Ranunculales; Papaveraceae
Product: KH domain-containing protein At4g18375-like
Exons: 8
Coding region: 207-2681 (824 amino acids)
Biological process (GO): regulation of gene expression
Cellular component (GO): cytoplasm; nucleus
Molecular function (GO): mRNA binding
Source: RefSeq, a predicted model, not a curated record